Adineta steineri is the source of this 498-nucleotide messenger RNA. The record is from the annotation of a GenBank genome assembly. NCBI's taxonomy places the organism in Eukaryota, Metazoa, Rotifera, Eurotatoria, Adinetida, Adinetidae.
AUGGCUCUUCAAAAUCGACCACUAUUAUAUACUGCAACUGGUUUAUUAGUUAUCACCGCUGUCUUAUACAUCACGGCAAAUGCUUUACCAAUAUGGGUAACGGUAUCUGAUGAAUCAUAUUCAUACACAGUUGGACUAUGGAAAGCAUGCGAAUCGGAAGGAAGUACGAAACUUUGUAUAAAUAUACUAUUAAAAUCGGAUUAUAAAACAAUAUCAACGCGUGCAUUUAUAACCCUUUGUUGUAUUUAUUCAUCAUUAUCUGUUGCAUCGAUUAUAACGAUUUUAUGUAUUAAUGAAAAUUUAGUGGACAUUUCUUCAUUAGCAAAAGGUCUUGCCAUCGCAGCUCUUAUUUGUGGAAUCAUUGGUGUUUCUAUUGGAAUCAGUGUGGUUUUGGAAGGCAUUGAUUUUGGUGGAAAGAUGGGUGUUUCAUGUGUUUUGGCUAUUAUUGCGCUAGUUUUUAAUUUCGCUGGUGCUAUUGCAACAUUCUUUAUUAAAUAA